UGUCAGUUGUCCGUGCGGCCGGGGGGCGGAAGAAGCCGAGAGAAGGAGGGAGUAUUACACUGACUGCAGGAUACAGCGCUGCUAGUUAUAGUAUACGGUACUCCUAGUUAAACAUCUUGCAUCUCUGCUCAUUAUCCUAGUGGACAUUGAGCUGCUCCCAGUGAUUUGGAGGUUUCCCUACAAGUCUGGGUGUGAUAGAGAAUGGGCGUGAAAAGCCAGUAGGAGCAAAGAUGCAGAAAACGCCGAUCAUUCUUGCCAAGCCCCCGGCAGAGCGGGGCAAUAAAGCGACCCCCACCCCUGCGGCCCCCGCUGGCAACCCCACCGAGAAGCCCAUCGUGCUGAUGAAGGCCCGGGACGAGGGUAAACCCCCGGCCACGGGCGAUGGGGCAUCGCAGGCGCCGGCUGCCUCGGGCAAGACCGAGAAGGAGUUCCAGCGGCCCACACAGCCCGUCUACCAGAUCCAGAACCGGGGCAUGGCACCCUCUGCGCCCAGCAGUAACGUGGACCCUGUGAUCGGCCAGGCCAAGCUGCACCCGCCCGAGAGGAUGAAACACGCCAUUAAACUGGUGGACGAUCAGAUGAAUUGGUGCGAUAGUGCCAUGGAGUACUUGCUGGACCAGACUGAUGUUCUCGUGAUCGGAAUUAUCGGGCUACAAGGAACUGGCAAAUCCACCAUAAUGUCGUUGCUUUCCUCAAAUACUCCAGAGGAGGACCAGAGGUCAUACGUGUUCAGAGCCCAGACUCAGGAAAUCAAAGAGCGUGGUGGAAACCAAACCAAUGGCAUUGACUUCUUCAUCACCCAGGAGCGAAUCAUCUUUCUGGACACUCAGCCUAUCUUGAGUCCUGCUGUGCUCGAUCACCUGAUCAACAAUGACCGGAAGCUUCCGCCAGAAUACAGUCUUCCGCACACCUAUGUGGAGAUGCAGUCUCUCCAGAUGGCGGCUUUCCUGUUCACUGUGUGCCACGCUGUCCUCCUGGUCCAGGACUGGUUCACCGACCUCAACCUGUACAGGUUUCUCCAGACAGCCGAAAUGCUGAAGCCCUCGACUCCCUCGCCCAGUCACGAGUCGAGCGGUGGUCCAGGGUCUGAGGAAGGCACGGAAUACUACCCCAACGUCGUUUUCCUGCAGAAUAAAGCCCGGCGGGAGGAUUUCUGCCCUCCAAACCUCAAGAAGAUGCACACGGUCAUCGACAAGCUCAUGCUGCACUCGCACCUCAAGUACAAAGGUACGCUGUCAAUGUUGGACUGCAACAUCUUUCCUGGUUUGAGCAAUGACUUCCUCGAGUCAGAGGUCAACUUGUUUCUCCUUCCUGUGAUGGAGAGUGAGGUCGAGGAAAACCUAGUCAGGGCCGGGGCCGGAGGGAUGUCCCUGUUCCCACUGCUCCCGGGUUACAAAGGUCACCCCAGCUUCCAGUCGCUGGUCAGCAAGCUGAGGAGCCAAAUCCUGUCCAUGUCCCGGCCUCAGCUCUCGCACACCAUCCUCACCGAGAAAAACUGGUUCCACUAUGCCGCCCGGAUCUGGGAUGGAGUGAAGAAGUCCUCGGCUCUCUCGGAAUACAGCCGCCUGUUGUCCUAGUCCCCGCUUCCCCAGGCGCUGGCAGCCAUUUCGCUGGGAUUGGGGGUGAGGGGGGGUGCAGGGAGGAGGCGGCCGAGUCUGCGGGAAGGACGGGAAGCAGCCGAGUCUGAAGAGCCCCCCUCCCUCCCUCCCUCCCUUCCGACCGGGGACCCCGCUGUGUGAGAUCCCGCCGGAAUGGCGCAGCCGCCCCCCCCCGACCGUCGCCAGCGCCCGCUCUGUGCUGUUCCCGGUUUUCCCGUCCUCUGCGGGCUCUGGUCCAGUCCCGUUUGGGAAGUGGGUUUUUUCCCCGGAGCUGGGCUGCCUCUGACCCUCGGACUGACCGCUGCCUGGCCCUCGGACGUUGGGGGCUGGUGGGGGGUUGGGGGGACGACGAGUUGCCUCUGGGCCCCGUUCCCAGUCCCGGCCCAGUUGCUCGGCACGUGGCGCUGCUCGGGGUGGGCUGUGGUAGCGGGCCUUGCCGAUGUGCUCGGUGCUUUGGAAUGUGCAACUCGGGGAGCCUUUGGAAACCCUGGUUCGGGCCUGCGCUGAUGUUCCAGGAUCUCGGCGAUUGUGACCAGUCCAAGGCUUUGAGCACUCACACCUCAAAAAAUGCAAACAAGCCCCCCUCCACUUUCAACCUGGAGCACUUUGUGUUACGAAGCCCCCCCACACCACCACCCCCAACAACCCACCCUUCGCCCUCUCUCAGCUAAAAAUCCCACCGCUCGCUGCGCAAACACCUCUGACCUGACCCUCACCGUUCUUGAGGGCGCUCGGAGAGUCAGGGGUUGGGGCGGCAAAGAGGCAAAGAAGAAAUACUCUUUGUGGAAUAGGGCAGAAGCCAUUCAGCCCCUCUUCGGCUGCUCCUCAUCCAGAUCUUAGCCCCUUGGUUCCGUAACCCUUAACCCCUGACCCAACGCAAACUUAUCAAUCUCCGUUUUGAGGAUUCCAAUUGAGCUUGGAGCUAUUUUUGGCCGUUGUAGGUGGGGGGGGGGUGUUGCUGGUGUUGCUGGUUGGGAGAGGACAGUGGGUGUGGGGGGGAGAGAGAAGUCCAGAUUCCCUCUUCCCUCUGUGUGAGGAAGUGCUUCCUGACAUCACCCCCUGAAUGGCCCAGCUCCAAUUUUAAGGUUCUGACCGCCCCCCCCACCCCACCUUGUCCUAGACUCGUCUCUCCUCCUCCCCCAAGCAGGGGAAAUAGUUUCUCUCUAUCACCCCUAUAAUCCUCUCAGAGGGGAGAGGGGAGAGUGGGGAAAGGAGCUGAGAUCCAGACAGAGCAAAGCCCACCGCCUCCAACCAAGACCCUGUCUUUGCUGGCUUCCACUAUAUUGAUGGAGCAUUUUUAACCCAUGACCAACUAUUUAUCUAGAAACUCUUUGGGCAGGUCCACAAACUGCUGCAGCUGGGGUGUUGGUGUGUUUCAUGCCCCAUCGAAUUUAAGCUGUGGGUUGUUCUGAAGGGGUGAAAAUGUUUUUUUGUCGUCUGUUUACAGGGGCGAGAGCUCUCCUGAUUUCUGACAAUGUGAGCAACGGACAUCAUUAAAGUUGUCAUUUUGUGUUGA
This is a messenger RNA of Carcharodon carcharias (great white shark), 3114 nucleotides long. It is a transcript of the gene smg9, whose product is annotated as SMG9 nonsense mediated mRNA decay factor. The record is from RefSeq and is a predicted model, not a curated record. Gene Ontology annotation, biological process: nuclear-transcribed mRNA catabolic process, nonsense-mediated decay. The transcript is spliced from 14 exons. The coding region runs from base 231 to 1577 and encodes 448 amino acids. Lineage: Eukaryota; Metazoa; Chordata; Chondrichthyes; Lamniformes; Lamnidae.